CAAAAGCAACAGAACCAAAAGCGAUGCUUACAUGAUUCCUUGGCACUCUAAAUUCCAAUCACAGCAGGAUCGUCUAACUUUCCUUCUCUCUUACUGAAAACUUCGUUCAAUAAAAAGUCUGAGAGCUAGAUCGCAAAUCCUGAGAAACCCAAAAAACUCAGAAGCAGAAUGGAGAAAAUGGGGUUGAUGAGAUCGCUGUAUCGCUCGAUUUGUCGCAGAUCCCUUGGUUUCUCUACCGCCGCCGCCACUACCACCACCACAACCACCAUCAACCGCCACCAACACCUUCGCCACUUGCAUCUCUCCUCUCCUUCGCUGUCAAUUGUCCCAAAACGUCUCCAAUCUGAUUGCCAGCCUCCUUUUGUCAUGGGUGUUGGGAGUACCCGUUAUUUUAGCGAAGAUGUGGCCCACAUGCCUGACAUAAAAGACACUGAUAUCAGAAAUGCUUUUAAGGACUUAAUAGCAGCAUAUUGGGAUGAGGUCCCACCUGCUGUUGUCUAUGAUGCAAAGAAGGCGUUAUCUAAAAAUACUGAUGACAAAGCUAACCAGGAAAUCUUGGCAAAUGUUUUCCGAGCAGCUGAGGCAGUUGAGGAAUUUUGUGGGAGGCUUGUCUCAUUGAAGAUGGAAAUUGAUGAUGCUGUCGGGUUGAGUGGCGAGAAUGUCAAGCCCAUGCCAGAAGAAUUGGUGAAUGCACUGCAAACUGUCUAUCAACGCUAUGUUACAUAUUUGGAUGCAUUUGGGCCAGAUGAGGGUUAUUUGAAGAAAAAAGUUGAGACUGAACUGGGAACAAAGAUGAUACACUUGAAGAUGAGGUGCAGUGGCCUUGGAUCCGAGUGGGGAAAGGUCACAGUUCUUGGGACUUCUGGACUAGCUGGUUCAUACGUUGAGCAAAGAGCAUAGGUCUGAAAAGGCGGCUAAAACCAUCCUCCUUUCGUGUUUUCCUCCUCUGUCGCAUAAUGUACUGAUGCUGUUACUCUUUUUAGCAUAAAUUCUGUUUGAUGUGAGGUGUCCGCUUCUGCUAGAGCGUUUUGUUGAAUUUACUCGUUGAUCUAAGUUGCUCAUAGCAUUAGAAAAGUUAUGCGAAGGAUUCAGUUUCCUGAGGAUUUAAAUGUUUAUUUGUUUCUUUGGGUUUAUAAUCGCUUGUGUGCCAUUAAAGCUUUUAUCAGUGAAUAAUGUAGUUCAAUUAUAAUAAACAACAAAUCAAGAUGAAAAAGUUAUAAGGAUUUUGUGCGUACAUGUACCUCUUUUUUUUGGGACUCUUGACAGAUUCGCUUUAUAAAUGUG
Messenger RNA from Ilex paraguariensis (yerba mate), 1284 nucleotides. NCBI's taxonomy places the organism in Eukaryota, Viridiplantae, Streptophyta, Magnoliopsida, Aquifoliales, Aquifoliaceae. The record is from the annotation of a GenBank genome assembly.